CCCAUAUGCUUACUCAAGUACCCUUUUACUACUGCUAGUCUACUACUAUAUCAAUCAAUAUUAUCAUUCUGCAGCAGAGUGAACCAGAACACUUUUUUGCCUUACUGUUCUCCAUCCCCUCGGCCUUUUUGGUCACCAAAACAACUUCUCUAGUAGUUGGUUUACCUCUUCCUCUUUCUCCGCUUUCUUCUUAUGUAUAGGAGUAUUAUGCAGUAAUGAUGAAUAAUCAGUUCAAAAAAUGAUGAGCCAUUGGUCAUUUGGAGUCUUUUUCUUCCUUCUUUUAUCAUGUCCUUCGUUUGGUCUCAACAUAGAUGGAACUCUCUUGUUGUCUUUCAAAUACUCUAUUCUUGAUGACCCUUUAUCAGUUCUUGAUAAUUGGGAUUAUAAUGAUGCAACCCCAUGUUUAUGGACUGGUGUAACUUGUGCACCUGACAAGUUUAGAGUCACAAGUUUAGUCCUCCCAAAUUCUAAACUUCUUGGCUCUAUUCCAGAACAAUUAGGCUUCAUUCAACACCUUCAUACUAUUGAUCUUUCAAAUAAUAUCUUGAAUGGAACUCUUCCCAUUUCACUUCUCAAUGCUUCUGAACUACAAGUCCUAAAUCUUUCUGUCAACGCAUUUGCUGGAAAUGUUCCAAAAAAGUUAACUUCUUUGCAGAAUUUAAAAGUUGUUUCUUUGAGGAACAACUUAUUUUCUGGCACAGUACCAAGUGGAUUUCAGUUUGUUGAAGUUCUUGAUCUUUCUUCUAACUUGUUAAAUGGAACAUUACCUGAUGAAUUUGGUGGUGAUAGUUUGAAAUACUUGAACCUUUCUUCAAACAAGCUAUCAGGUUUAGUGUCACCACAAUUUGCCAAGAAAAUCCCAGUAAAUGCAACAAUUGAUCUUUCUUUCAACAACCUAACAGGUGAAAUCCCAGAAUCAAAUGCCUUACUAAACCAGAAAACAGAGUUUUUUCAAGGAAAUACAGAUCUUUGUGGCAAACCAUUAAAGAAACUGUGCACAAUCCCUUCAACACUUUCAUCUCCACCUAAUAUCUCCACUGAUAAUCCACCAGCAAUUGCAGCCAUUCCAAAAGAAAUUAACUCAACCCCAGUUCAAGAUUCAAAUGGAACAACAGAAAGUUCAGCUCAAGAUCAAAAACAACAUGGGCUUAAACCCGGAACCAUAGUUGGAAUCAUAGUUGGUGAUUUGGCUGGUGUUGGAGUUCUUGCUAUUGUCUUUCUUUAUGUCUACAAAUUGAAGAAGAAAAAAGCAAAUGAAGACAACAAAGACCAAAAAUACAACAAAACUCCACAACCAGAAGUAGUAGUAGUUGUAAAAGAAAAAGAUACUACAACUACUAGUACUACAAGAAGUUCAAGUUUUCCUAGUUGGCCAUGCUUGACCAUAAUCCAAGGUGAAGAAAUUUCAGAUACUGAUGACAGCAAAAACCAAGAAAGUGAAGACCAAGUUGAGUAUGAAACAGAACAGAAAAAUGAGAAAAACAGGAAAUUAGUGAUGGUGGAUGGUGAAACAGAAUUAGAGCUAGAGAAUUUAUUGAAAGCUUCAGCUUAUGUGUUGGGGUCAAGUGGACCUAGCAUAGUUUACAAAGCUGUGUUAGAAGAUGGGACUGCAUUUGCUGUUAGGAGAAUUGGAGAAAGUGGUGUGGAAAAAUUGAAGGAAUUUGAGCGACAAGUUAAAGUCAUUAACAAGCUAAGGCAUCCAAAUCUUGUUCGUAUUAGAGGGUUCUAUUGGGGAGAUGAUGAGAAAUUGGUCAUCUAUGAUUAUGUUACUAAUGGAAGCUUAGCCAAUGUUGGUUACAGAAAAGUUGGUUCCUCUCCUUACCAUUUAUCAUAUGAGGUCAGGUUCAAGAUAGCAAAAGGAAUUGCAAGAGGAUUGACCUACAUCCACGAGAAGAGACACGUGCAUGGCAAUAUAAAACCUAGCAACGUUCUCUUAACACCAGACAUGGAGCCUAUAAUAAGUGACCUUGGACUCCAUGGGCUAAUGCAUGGUAAAAAUAGCUGCAAACCGGACAAUUCGGCCCGGCAUUUUGGUAGUAAGCGGUCCACGUCCUCUCGGGACGGUUUACAUGAUCAACCGGUUCAUGGCAGCCCUUGCAUUGCCCCGGCCGGGUUCGUGGGGUGUACAUCCCCAUACCACGCGCCCGAGUCGCUGCAGAGCGUCAAGCCUAGCCCUAAAUGGGAUGUUUACUCAUUUGGGAUUGUGUUGCUUGAGCUUCUAACCGGGAAAGUAUUCUCGGACAGGGAGUUAAGCCAGUGGACCACCGGUUCAGUUGUGGAUGACAAGAACCGGGUUUUGAGGAUGGCUGAUGUGGCAAUUCGGGCUGAUGUGGAGAGCAGGGAAGAGACCACGGUGUCAUUGUUUAAGUUAGGGUUUAGUUGUGCAUCAUUGAAUCCACAAAAAAGGCCUACAAUGAAAUAUGCCCUUCAUGUGCUUGACAAAGUACCAGGCUAUUCACAUUACUAAUCAUUAUGUUGGGACCAGGAAAAGCUAUAAAGUGUUAGUUGGGGUGUAUAAAGGGCUGUAGCUCUCUUUAAUUUGUUCUUCUUUUGACUUGGAAAGAUUUUGUUAGAUAAAGAGGAGGAGAACCGUUGUUGUAAUUGAGAAAGUGUGUGUAAGUUUGACGAAUUGAUCAAGAAUGUAUUUAUUUGUGUUUAACUUCUAAACAUUGAUAGCGAUAAUACUUUACCCCAACAGUAACUAAAA
Messenger RNA from Lycium ferocissimum, 2707 nucleotides. Its product is annotated as probable LRR receptor-like serine/threonine-protein kinase At4g37250. Gene Ontology annotation, molecular function: protein binding; protein kinase activity; ATP binding. Bases 239 to 2467 code for a protein of 742 amino acids. The record is from RefSeq and is a predicted model, not a curated record. Lineage: Eukaryota; Viridiplantae; Streptophyta; Magnoliopsida; Solanales; Solanaceae. Gene Ontology annotation, biological process: protein phosphorylation. The transcript has 2 exons.